Mesocestoides corti is the source of this 3344-nucleotide messenger RNA. NCBI's taxonomy places the organism in Eukaryota, Metazoa, Platyhelminthes, Cestoda, Cyclophyllidea, Mesocestoididae. The record is from the annotation of a GenBank genome assembly.
AUGAGCUGGAUAUGGUGCCAUUUGCCGGUAUAACGCUGGACACCCAUCCGGGCUUCCGACUGGAUCGCGCGCAGCUCACGCUGUCGAUGAUUCGACAGGCAAAGCUCUACCCCCCUGCUUUCAAGACCCGACAGCUGUCGCUGGCGUGCAGCCUUUUGGGGCAGCUGCGUUGCACCCAACUCGCUUCCGGUCUACUUGCCUGCGACGAACGCCAAGCCAUGGGACCGCUCAUGACUCCCGUGGGGCUGGCGAUCAGCGAGUUGAUUUUCUCCGUAAUGGAAAUUACCGAGGCGGAGAAGCGCACAGACUGGACCAUAAAGGUGUUCGGUCACUUGGCCGACCUCGUGAUUUGCUUCGUUGUCGACCGGAUAGUCCGUCUCGACGAUAUCAUCACGAAACUCAACUCGAAGAUCGUCGGAAGAUUCUGGCCUGUCUCGCGGUACUUCGUCAUGUGGUUCACCCUGGUUUGCAUGUCAGGAUUUGUUGGAAAAAAUAAGUUGUCCGAUUUCGUCUCCUGUUUGCGUCUCUACGACCACCUUUUCCCCGAAUCCGACGAGUUAGACAACGCCGCGAUGGGGCGUCUCAAGAAGCUGGAAAAGGAAGAUACCGAGUGUUGGAUUAGGAGGGGCGAUCUCAUCACCCUGGACACCUUGGAAACAAUGGCCAAAGACCCCGACAGGCGGUUCAUCAUCUUCUCCCCAGACAGGCUCUUCGGAGUCCCAGACACUGACUCCGCGGAGGAAGAUCAAGGCGGCUCUUCGCGCGACCAGACGUCGCACGGCACCGCAGCCAUCGACGCCGUCUGCGACUACACCAGUAGCAGCGACAGCAGUGAUGAUGAGGACUUAGAGGCCGGUGAGGAUGGUCCGAUUCCUGCGAAAAAGCCAAAGUUGACGCAAGACGAGGACCUGACGCACCUGGUCGCGGCAGUCGUGUGCGCCUGGGAGGUGGUGCUGCAGAUGAACAGUGCGGACGAGACAACCGUUCGGGGCCAGUCGGGAGUCGGGUCUACCGGAGGCUGCGUCAAGGACGGCCACCUGCCCCGCCCCAUGCCUCCCCUCCUCUACCCCCUUCAGUUGCAGAUUUCUGAUUGGUUGGAGCAGCUCAAAGACGCCUGUGGCCAGGACAAUUCCAGCCUCACAGAGUCUGGAGACACUGCACCUGAUUCGCAGUCGUCGGCGUCCGUAGAGCGGAUGUCGUGGUUGGAGUUCAUCGUUACCUUGAACACAUACUCACCGAACGAAAACUCGCAGAAGAUCACCCGGAGUGUGGUGAACGCAUUUUGGUUGCCAAACAACGAGCACGUUCCGGGAAUCGGCGGAGGUCUCCCACUCAACAACGGGACCUUCACGCUGCCCUACGGAUUGAGUGGAGCUGGCCGCCUGAAACCUCUCUCGCACCGCCUCAUUCGCAAGAUGUCAGUUCACCUCCAGAUGAUCUUUUGCAAUGAAAUGCGACAGAAGUUAAACGAAAUGACGAAACCACCCUGCCCUGAGCCCGGGACGGCGUGUCUCACGUCUCCUGCCACAUUGGAGACCUUCAGUCGCUUCCUUUCCUACCAAGUGGAGAAGAAUCUCAUCAUCCCCAUCCUUCAAAUCUACAAACGAAUGCUGCAAAUAAAGGGCCAGGUUGACAUUCCAUUGUACCACGACGAGGUGGCCGGACCCGAGGCUACAGAACUUCCCAAAUCCAUGCCCAACAAUGACGAUUUCUACGCCUUCACGUUCUGGUUCGACCUGCUCGGCCAUCGGCUGGUUGAGGCCCUGCCUGCGGAGCAUCGCCUCAGCUACCGCGACGAUCUCUUUCACAAAGUUGAGCUGGAGUCCCAGGAGCUCUACCCACAAGACGUUGUCUUCCUGCUCAAUAAUGCUGAAAUUAGCCCGCUUUUUGUGAUACCUCGUCAAUUAGAUGGCAAUUUCCUGGAUUGGACCAUUCACUGGUUGACUUCACUCGACUGGACCAUUGUUCGAUUCUCUCGUCGCAUCCUGACGCCCGACUGCAUAUUGUACACGAUGUCGAAGUCGAUGCCAAACGACACCAGCCCCUCUCCACCCGCGCUGAAGUCCCAGCACCUGAUCCAUCCCCGUGAAGUGACCUCUCGCGUCAUCUUGCUUUCGACGCUUCAAGCUGUCUCUGCUUUUGAUCUCCUGGAUGUCGGCAGUGUUCGUUGCAUCAUCGAGCAACAGUUGAUGACUGUUCGCACCGAGACGAGGGCCGUUUUCGGCGUGGACACUGCUCGCCUCCUCCUGCCGUCCAUCAUCUCGCGUCGUCUCACCGAUCUGCUUCCCUCGUCGAGCUUCGGAACCACGUCGUUCUUCGGCUUCUGCGCCAACGAAACCGUCCUUCCGCCGGACGGCUCCUCUGCGUUGGCUCAGGCGCCCAUCUUCGAGUCCCUCGAACCUGCAGCAGGCGAUGGUGAACCGGAGAACUACGCGUCUCUGCGUGAUCGUCUUCUCAUCUCCGUCUACGAACUCUUCAAAUCCUUGGUCCCUGAAGCAGGUGGAGAAAUAGCCUGGGAUGAGCUGUCUCUUCAGGGUGAACGGUGUUUCUGCGUUAUCAUCACCGCUAUUCUCAACGGUCACUCGGGGCUUCCAUGGGCUCUCAUCAACAACAUUUUACAGUUGUCACCGGCAACGGUGAAUGCUCAGUUGAAGGUUCUUUGUGAAUACCUCAUUGCGGCGAUCUGCAAGUUCGAGGAACUCGACCGACGAGGCCUGUGCCCACCCGCCCACCUCCCGACACCCAGUGCGUUACUUUCUGCUCUUCUAACGUUUUGUGUGCAAUACCAUAUCAUUACAAUGGACCGUCUUCUCUUGUACCUUUUUGUUCGUUCGAACCAAUCGCCAGUUGACGUGGCCGCAGCCCACAGCAUAGCAAUCUUCCUCUUUACUCAAUGCCCUCAACUCGUCGAAGCCAUCAAUGCAGUCGCUAAUUUCGCCCCUAAUUCACCAGAAAUCAUCUCAAGCCACCGUUGGCCAAAAUUACUAAAGCGCCUUCACGAAAUCUUGCCCGAGAAACAGGCGAUUAAUCGUCCUCCUGCCGACUCUUCUGGGUCGUCGACAGUCCUCCGGCGAUACCCCUGUCAACCCGUCUACUAUGAUCACCUGAUUCUUCGUUUGGUUCCCGUCCUGGAGCUCAUAUUCACAUCGUUCCUCGACAAUCCUCCGCCUCUGCUCCAACUCGCCCGCUUUUGUAACCUCGUGGCUCCCCUAUUCAGGCUUCACUGUAGGUUUGACUUGGUCUUUUCCUUUGCUUGCGUUUUCCCCCCGCCCCCUAAGUUUCUCUGCCUCGCUUGCGCCGAAUUACUCAAGUACAGGACCCUGUAUCCGUGUAUUCACUGCUAG